AUGGACCAGAGAAUAGUUGAGAUGUUUCAAAGAGUUGAUAAGGAUAGGAGUGGUCAGAUCACCGCCGAAGAACUCCAGGCCGCUCUUAGUAACGGACUAGGCACCCCGUUUGACAUCACGUGUACAUCAUUGAUGAUAUCCAUUUUUGAUCAAGACAACAACGGCACCAUAUCAUGCAAUGAAUUUGGCCAGCUUUUUAACUACAUAACUGCAUGGCAAAAUCUCUUUUACCAACAUGACCGUGAUCGUUCCGGGACUAUCGAUCUCCAGGAAUUUUCUUCCGCUCUCAGCCAUUUCGGUUAUAAUCUUAGUCCUCGUUUCGUAAGCUGGCUAAUGAUGAGGUUCGAUCGUCAGCGUCUAGGAAAAAUCGGAUUUGACAAGUAUAUAUACAUCCUUGUUUGCCUUCAGAUCCUGACAAAAAGCUUCAGUGCGCUUGACAUGCAAAGGCGGGGCGUCGUUACCAUGAGUUUUGAACAAUUUCUCGGGGCAGCGUUUAACAUGUGCGUCUAG
Molecule: messenger RNA, 510 nt
Organism: Mesocestoides corti
Lineage: Eukaryota; Metazoa; Platyhelminthes; Cestoda; Cyclophyllidea; Mesocestoididae
Source: the annotation of a GenBank genome assembly